CUAACCUUUUAAACAAUGAAAAGUUGAAAAUGUCAAAGUAAAAAAAGUGGAAAAUACUAAAAAAAAUUACGUGUUAUGUAAGCGGUGAAAAAUUCUGAUAUGAACAGACAUUGCCAAAAGCAUUAAAUACGAAAUUUUCGGUGCCAAGAAAAUCGGAAACUGCCUGUUACGUGUAAAAAAACAAUUUAUUUUGUUUGUUGCUAAGUAAAAUCUAGUAUUUGUGCUUUAAGAAACUACAAUAAAUCCGUGCGUGCCUUUGUGAGUCUGACGAGCUGUAAUUGUUAAAGGAAAGAAAUAUACCAUCAACAAAAUGAAAACAACAAGUGUGGGUCGUUACGCUUUACGUUUGUCUUUCGGACAGCAGAACCUUUGAAGAAGGUAACUUAAUCAGCGGCAAUAUGGAGUCAUCUGGUUUGCAAGCCGGUGACCUAUGCAUCGAUUGUCAGCAGCUGGGUUUGGAAAAACGUUUACGUUACUUUACCAUUAAUUUACAAGAGGAGCAAAUAUUGAAAUGCGAAAAUGUAUUCUGCUUAUAUCCACAUAACGAUGAGCUAUCAUCAUCAACCGAUGAUGAUAAUGAUGAUGAUAAUAAGACUGAUUAUGAAUAUUUUACAAAAACACAAACAGAACCACAAACCGCGACGUCACCAAACGGAACGUUAAGUGGAGAAGAGUUUACUAACUUUUUAAUUACUAGUCACCAGCAAACAAAUCUAGAUUAUAGUUUAGAUUUUUUAGAAUUUCUUGAAGAGGAAGAUCUAAAAGUGACAGCGACAUCAUCCGUACAGCAAAAUGAUUUAUGCGUAAAUUUGCCUUCGGUUAAUAAACCAGAGAAUGGAUUGCAGCAAAAUGCUUUAAAUUUAAAUGUCCCUUCGAUUAGUGAGCAGGAUACUGCAACCGCUGUUUGGCGUGGAACAAUAAAAGAGGAAAUGAAGGAAAAACCAAAAAUUGAAAUACAAUCUGUAGAGACUAUAAAAGCAGGAUCAAUUUGUAAUUUAGAUAAAUCUUUCCGAAAAAUACCCAAAGCCAAUAUACGUUCGGGUCAAACAAAAUUGAAAAACAAAAAAGUCCAAAAAACUAAGAUAAAUGCUUUAGAUCAAGUUAUGAGUUUAUUAAAAUUAAAAAAAAAUUCUUAAAAUUUUUUUACUAAACACAUUAUUAAUAAACACAUGCUAAAGCACGCUUUAGAAGCGUGCUCAAUAAUUAGCCGA
Molecule: messenger RNA, 1211 nt
Organism: Glossina fuscipes
Lineage: Eukaryota; Metazoa; Arthropoda; Insecta; Diptera; Glossinidae
Exons: 3
Coding region: 399-1136 (245 amino acids)
Source: RefSeq, a predicted model, not a curated record